GGACGUAGGUAACGUGGGAAGCACAAAUGGAAAUGGGAGAGGGCCACAUUUCUUCUUCGUCUUCGUCUUCGUCUUCGUCUUCGACCUCUCCUUGCGCCCAAACCCUAGAUCUCAACCCCGGCCUCCCAUGGCGCGCUCCGCCGCUUUCUUCCUUCCCCUCACCGCCGCGAGCUUAUCUCAGCUCUCCUCUCCCUCGCGCACUCGACUCCCCGCUCUUCGAAUGGCGAAGCCCCUUCGGGUCCGAUGCGUCUCCUCCUCUCUCGAUUCGUCCAAGUCCUCUUCCGUUCUAGAAAAGCCCCCUGCCCCAUCGAAGACUGGCAUGUGGCAGUGCACAUUUGAGGGAAACGCCGUCAAUGUUUACUAUGAGAAGCAUGAACAGGAAACUGGUGAGAAUGUGAAGAACAUUCUUAUGAUACCAACAAUUUCUGAUGUUAGUACUGUAGAAGAAUGGAGGUCAGUUGCCAAAGACCUUGUGGCACGAGAAGGAGAGGUCCGUUGCCGUGCUACCAUCGUUGACUGGCCUGGCUUGGGUUAUUCUGAUAGGCCGUCGCUUAACUAUAAUGCUGAUGUAAUGGAGAAUUUCUUGGUUCAACUGAUGAAUGCGCCUGAUAGUCCAGUAGCAAGCUCAGAUGGCGACUUGAUAGUUUUUGGAGGAGGUCAUGCAGCAACUCUGGCACUUCGUGCUGCUGGAAAAGACCUUGUCAGGCCAUCAGUCAUUGCUGCUGUUGCACCUACGUGGGCUGGUCCCCUUCCAAUUGUCUUUGGUCGAGGUUCUGAUAUGGAAGCAAGGUAUGGACUGUUGAGAGGAACCCUAAGGGCUCCUGCCUUUGGUUGGAUGAUGUACAAUGUACUCGUAAGCAAUGAGAAGGCAAUUCAGUCUCAGUACAAAUCCCAUGUUUACGCCAAUCCAGACAAUGUGACACCCAGCAUUGUUGAAAGCCGAUAUGCGUUAACAAAACGAAAGGGCGCUCGUUAUGUCCCUGCUGCAUUCCUGACUGGCCUUCUCGACCCUGUUAAAUCUCGGGAAGAGUUCCUCCAGUUAUUCGCGGCAUUAGAUGGGAAGAUACCGAUUCUAGUUGUAUCAACCUCGAGCUCUCCUAAGAGGUCCAAGGCCGAGAUGGAUGCUCUUAGAGGGGCCAAAGGUGUUACUAAAUUUGUGGAGGUUCCAGGAGCUCUUUUGCCGCAAGAAGAGUAUCCUUUGACGGUUGCAGAGGAACUCUACGUGUUCCUGCAGGAGGCUUUUGCUUCAAAGAGUGAAAUUGCAUAGAAAUUUUUUUCUUCCUUCUGAAUAAGUUAUUCAGUUUAUAAUCAGUUUAAAUUCAGCAUAAGUACUCUAUUAUGUUUGUUCGAACCUUUAUUACUGAAAUUCGUGUAAAUCUGGGAAAGAUGACUGGACCUUUCGCCAAAGAUGUUCUGUAGUGCUUGCACUCAAAACUGGACUUAUUUCAUGGAGUUGGGAGGAAAUGUGGUUUGGAUAUAAGCAGUGUUAAUAGUGCGAA
This is a messenger RNA of Ananas comosus (pineapple), 1499 nucleotides long. RefSeq lists its product as uncharacterized. The record is from RefSeq and is a predicted model, not a curated record. Gene Ontology annotation, cellular component: chloroplast. Bases 128 to 1267 code for a protein of 379 amino acids. Lineage: Eukaryota; Viridiplantae; Streptophyta; Magnoliopsida; Poales; Bromeliaceae. The transcript is spliced from 4 exons.